This is a messenger RNA of Encephalitozoon cuniculi GB-M1, 2790 nucleotides long. RefSeq lists its product as uncharacterized. Gene Ontology annotation, cellular component: nuclear pore; nuclear pore inner ring. Bases 1 to 2790 code for a protein of 929 amino acids. Gene Ontology annotation, biological process: protein localization to nuclear inner membrane; RNA export from nucleus; protein import into nucleus. Gene Ontology annotation, molecular function: structural constituent of nuclear pore. The transcript has a single exon. NCBI's taxonomy places the organism in Eukaryota, Fungi, Microsporidia, Unikaryonidae. The record is from RefSeq and is marked provisional.
AUGGAAACGAAGCAUCCGAGCCUUAUUGAGGCGAAAAGGUAUGAGGAGCGCAAGCUUCCCUUAAUAAGAGACAUUUACACGGGGUCGGACCAGACAUAUGCAGUCCAGAAGAUGAUGGUGAAGAGAAGGGAGAUGAGCAUUCCGAGGAUUGAGUAUAAAAGAUCUGGGAUACUUCCUGUCAUGGGUGCGCUGUGGUUUUCCAAUGGCAAGAACCUGGUCAUCUGGAAGUACGAGAGCAACGAAGAGGAGGAGAUAGGAACAUUUUCCUCUGAGGUCCUGGAAGUGAUGGUUUUUGUUCCCAGGGCGGGGAUCUUCAACGAAAGGAUAUCCCACUGCCUGUUUGUUGCAACCGAGAAGCAGGUGAUGAUCUACGGGGUUGAGAAGGAUACAUUCUGCCUGGUUAACACCGACUUUGUGGCAUCUUCUCCAAGCAGUGUGAGAUGUGCAGCAGUGGAGAAUGGAGACGUAUUCAUUGGAUGCGAGAACGGAGGGGUGUACCAGGUUGUUUACAAGAGCGUUGAUUCGUGGUCGUUCAAGAUAAUGCACGUCUAUGACCCAAGCUCAUCGAUCCUGUCCAGCCUGGUUCCAUCUGUGCUGAAGAGAAAGAAGUCUGCGGUUAGGGCCCUGAGCAUAGGGAAGAGCUUUAUGGUUUCCCUGGAUAGAAAUGCAGCCAUCUACAACAUCGAAGGAGGGAUGUAUAAGAUCAGGGACGUUGUGCUGUGCAGAGAAUAUGUUGACGUCCAGGUGGUGGAUGAGAAGGAGGACUCGGUGUUUUUCUAUCUGAUGCAAAACGACGGAUCAAGAGACUUUUACGAGAACGACAGGCUUGUGAUGACGAAGAGAUCGCCGAAUAUUGGGGACAUGACGGAGAUCAAGGAGAUGAGGGUGUGCACGUCAGGGAGAAGGCUCUGCAUGGCAAGAAACGGGCGGUAUGACGGAAGCAUUGUGACGACGAUUUCUUUGAACGAGGACCAGAUCUGCAACUUCGACAAACUGAAAAGCUCUGAAAGCUAUGAGGUGGUGGUGAUGAAGGACGACAUAGAGCUCAUUGGGAUUGACGGCAGGACUGUUCUUCUCCUGGGAAACAAAAAGAUCUUUGUGUAUGAAAUCCAGACUGUCGAGAAGUUUCUUUUGAGCUGCAGGUCUGAGGAAAUCUUCAGUAUAUACAAGAGCUAUGGGGAGAGGGAGACACUGGUGUUGUACUAUGAGCUCCUCGCAAGCAACGAGGAUGUGGGGAGGCUGGAGUAUCUCUGCCUGAAGAACGAGGACAUCCAGCUCUCUGCAUUGUUCCUGUAUCUGUACAGACUGGCGGUACCGAUCCUGAACAUUCCGUUUGAGGACAUUCUGAAUGGGGAAAGGAACAUAUACCUCGAGAGGAUACAGAGCAAGAUGAAGAAUAUCCGAGGCAAGAUCAAGGCCAAGCACCUACGGGCGGGGUAUGACUUUAUAGAUGAGUUUCUGCAGACAUGCUUUUAUAUGAAUGUGCUGUACGAGUACUCGGUCAGCCUUGAAGGAAGGUCUUUAGGGUAUGUUCUUCUUGAAGACAGCGAGGGAUUUAAGAAGAGAACUCUCAAGUCCAUUCUCGAAAUGUUCAAGGUCAACCAGAGUGUUGAGCCUCUGAUAAAGACUCUCAGUGCUCGGUGUCCCUUGUUUCUCCCCAUGGAGGAGGUCUACUAUCAAAGGGGGCUUGAGAUGCUGAACAAGAGGCCGUCGCGGGAGGUCCUGCUUGAGUCUCUGAAUAACCUUAAGAAUGUGCAAUACAACGAAAGCCUUGUUGCGAAGUACAACGAGUUUGGCUUCUACUACGGAAGUACGACACUUAUCAGGGAGAACUUCAACUUCGACUUUGAGUACGGGGUUGAGAUCCUGAAGAAGAGUGUCAGGUGUGCUGGGGCCCUGAAUCUUGCAUUAGAGGAUCCCCGAGAGGAUUUUCUGUAUGCGCUGUUUGAGGCGUUGAUCGACAUCCUGAAGGAGAACGGACUUAGGAAUGAAUGCAGCUGCUGCGAUAAGCCCAGCGCCAUGGGCCUCAACGACGUGAUCAAGAUAUCUGUUCCGUUCCUCGAGAAGUUUUUGAAGGAAAAGGCGAUGUCAUCUAGCGACCCUCGGGUGUUUGAGCUCCACUGGAAGUAUUGUGUUUACAGAAAUGACAAGGUCAAGGGGACACAGUCUCUGCUGGAGCUGGCCGACAACAAGCCUGUGUCUUUGGAAACCAAGAUCGAUCUUCUAAGAACGGCGCUGAGUGUGUCGGUCAACACACAUCUGUUCAACGAGGUCAAGCUUAGGUUGGAGCUUGCUGACAUUCAAGCUGAGAUUCUAAGGAGGGGGAGGGUUGACCCGGUGAUCAGCAACAACCUUCUAUCUGCAGACGAACUGUUCAACGACUAUGCAUACAAGUAUCCUGAGCUUGCCCUCAAGAUCAUUGGGAUAUCCAGCUAUACAGACAAGGCAGUCAUCAGGGAGCUGUGGGAGGAGGGGAUGAGCGGAGACUUUGACUCAGCCGUGGAGUUCCUGGGGGCUGUCAAGGCCUCCGGGCCUGCAAUGGACUGUAACAUAGUUGGAGAUAUUCUAUGCUCCAAGAUGGCCAAGGGGAAAAAGCUAGGAAGAGCACUGACGAGCGCUGGGUUUAGCUACCUCGAAGUCAUAAGCUUUUUGGAGGAAAAGAUCAAGGGAGAGGAAUACAACCAUCCCGACAUGAAGAGGAUGCUUUUGAGCGAUCUUAAGGAGUUUUCCAACAGCAAUGAGUUCUACCUCAAGGUUGAGGAGUAUUGCCGGAGGAAGUAUGGAAUCUAG